Molecule: messenger RNA, 3762 nt
Organism: Rangifer tarandus platyrhynchus (Svalbard reindeer)
Lineage: Eukaryota; Metazoa; Chordata; Mammalia; Artiodactyla; Cervidae
Source: the annotation of a GenBank genome assembly
AUGGCAGCCCAGGUGACGCUGGAGGAUGCACUGUCCAACGUGGACCUCUUGGAAGAGCUGCCUCUGCCUGACCAGCAGCCCUGCAUUGAGCCCCCACCGUCCUCACUGCUCUAUCAGCCAAAUUUCAACACUAAUUUUGAAGACAGAAAUGCAUUUGUUACCGGCAUCGCAAGAUACAUUGAACAAGCAACUGUCCACUCUAGCAUGAAUGAGAUGCUGGAGGAAGGCCAAGAGUACGCUGUCAUGCUCUACACCUGGAGAAGCUGCUCUCGGGCCAUCCCACAGGUGAAAUGUAACGAACAGCCUAACAGAGUUGAAAUUUAUGAGAAAACCGUGGAGGUCCUUGAGCCUGAGGUCACAAAACUGAUGAAUUUUAUGUACUUCCAGAGAAACGCCAUUGAGCGUUUUUGUGGGGAGGUGAGGCGCCUCUGCCACGCAGAGAGAAGGAAGGACUUCGUGUCUGAAGCCUACCUGAUCACCCUGGGCAAGUUCAUCAACAUGUUUGCUGUGCUGGACGAGCUGAAGAACAUGAAGUGCAGUGUGAAGAAUGACCACUCGGCCUACAAGAGGGCUGCUCAGUUUUUACGUAAAAUGGCAGAUCCACAGUCCAUCCAGGAAUCACAGAAUCUAUCCAUGUUCCUGGCCAACCACAACAAGAUCACACAAUCUCUGCAACAGCAGCUUGAAGUGAUUUCUGGUUAUGAAGAGCUCCUAGCAGACAUCGUGAAUCUCUGUGUGGAUUACUAUGAGAAUAGAAUGUACCUGACGCCCAGUGAGAAACACAUGCUUCUCAAAGUCAUGGGAUUUGGUCUAUAUUUAAUGGAUGGAAGUGUCAGCAACAUUUAUAAACUAGAUGCCAAGAAAAGAAUAAACUUAUCCAAAAUAGACAAAUACUUCAAGCAACUCCAGGUGGUUCCGCUGUUUGGAGACAUGCAAAUAGAACUGGCCCGGUACAUCAAGACCAGCGCCCACUAUGAAGAAAAUAAAUCUCGAUGGACCUGCACAUCCUCCAGCAGCAGCCCACAGUACAACAUCUGCGAGCAGAUGGUCCAGAUUCGGGAGGACCAUAUGCGCUUCAUCUCGGAACUGGCACGCUACAGCAAUAGCGAGGUGGUCACGGGCUCAGGCCGCCAGGAGGCUCAGAAGACGGACGCUGAAUACCGGAAGCUCUUUGACUUGGCUCUUCAAGGGCUUCAGCUGCUGUCCCAGUGGAGUGCUCAUGUGAUGGAAGUGUAUUCAUGGAAACUUGUGCACCCAACGGACAAGUACUCUAACAAGGACUGCCCUGACAAUGCUGAGGAGUAUGAGCGUGCCACCCGCUACAACUACACCAGCGAGGAGAAGUUUGCCCUGGUGGAGGUGAUUGCCAUGAUCAAAGGCCUGCAGGUGCUGAUGGGCAGGAUGGAGAGUGUGUUCAAUCAUGCCAUCCGCCACACCGUCUAUGCUGCACUACAGGACUUCUCCCAGGUCACCCUCAGGGAGCCACUCCGGCAGGCCAUCAAGAAGAAGAAGAAUGUCAUCCAGAGUGUCCUGCAGGCCAUCAGGAAGACUGUGUGUGACUGGGAGACAGGGCAUGAGCCCUUCAACGACCCAGCCCUGCGGGGCGAGAAGGACCCAAAGAGUGGCUUCGACAUUAAAGUGCCGCGGCGCGCUGUAGGACCCUCCAGCACCCAGCUUUACAUGGUGAGGACCAUGCUAGAGUCCCUCAUUGCAGACAAAAGUGGUUCCAAGAAAACCUUGAGAAGUAGCCUUGAGGGGCCCACCAUAUUGGACAUAGAAAAAUUUCAUCGAGAGUCAUUCUUCUACACCCACUUGAUAAAUUUCAGUGAGACACUGCAGCAGUGCUGUGACCUUUCGCAAUUGUGGUUCCGAGAGUUCUUUCUGGAGUUGACAAUGGGCAGAAGGAUCCAAUUCCCCAUUGAGAUGUCCAUGCCCUGGAUCCUGACAGACCACAUCUUGGAAACCAAAGAGGCAUCAAUGAUGGAGUACGUCCUCUACUCCCUGGACCUAUACAAUGAUAGCGCCCACUACGCCCUCACCAGGUUCAACAAGCAGUUUCUCUAUGAUGAAAUCGAGGCAGAGGUGAAUCUCUGUUUUGACCAAUUUGUUUAUAAGCUGGCAGACCAGAUAUUUGCAUAUUAUAAGGUUAUGGCAGGAAGUUUGCUUCUUGAUAAACGGUUACGAUCAGAAUGCAAGAAUCAGGGCGCAACCAUCCAUCUCCCGCCAUCGAACCGCUAUGAGACACUGCUCAAGCAGAGGCACGUGCAGCUUCUGGGCAGGUCCAUCGACCUCAAUCGUCUGAUUACCCAGCGCGUCUCCGCUGCCAUGUACAAGUCCCUGGAACUGGCAAUUGGGCGAUUUGAGAGUGAAGACCUGACAUCAAUAGUUGAGCUGGAUGGCCUCUUAGAAAUCAACCGCAUGACCCACAAACUGCUGAGCAAGUACCUGACUCUGGACAGCUUUGAUGCCAUGUUCCGGGAGGCCAACCACAACGUGUCUGCGCCUUACGGGAGAAUCACCCUCCAUGUCUUCUGGGAGCUCAACUAUGACUUCCUGCCCAACUACUGCUACAACGGCUCCACCAACCGAUUUGUUCGUACAGUAUUACCAUUUUCUCAAGAAUUUCAGAGAGAUAAACAGCCAAAUGCACAACCUCAGUAUUUGCAUGGAUCAAAGGCUUUGAACCUGGCCUAUUCGAGCAUCUACGGCAGCUACCGGAACUUUGUGGGGCCCCCGCACUUCCAGGUCAUUUGCCGGCUGCUUGGCUACCAGGGCAUCGCAGUGGUCAUGGAAGAGCUGCUGAAGGUGGUCAAGAGCCUGCUGCAAGGCACGAUCCUACAGUAUGUGAAGACGCUGAUGGAGGUGAUGCCCAAGGUCUGCCGGCUGCCGCGACAUGAGUACGGCUCCCCUGGCAUCCUGGAGUUCUUCCACCACCAGCUGAAGGACAUAGUUGAGUAUGCAGAGCUGAAGACGGUGUGCUUCCAGAACCUGCGGGAGGUGGGCAACGCUGUGCUCUUCUGCCUGCUCAUAGAGCAGAGCCUGUCUCUAGAAGAAGUAUGUGACCUGCUGCACGCAGCCCCUUUCCAGAAUAUCUUGCCAAGGGUCCAUGUGAAAGAGGGAGAGAGACUUGAUGCGAAAAUGAAAAGACUAGAAUCAAAGUACGCUCCACUGCACCUUGUCCCUCUGAUCGAAAGACUCGGAACUCCACAGCAAAUUGCGAUAGCAAGAGAGGGGGACCUGCUGACAAAGGAGCGUCUCUGCUGUGGCCUGUCCAUGUUUGAAGUCAUCCUGACUCGGAUCCGGACCUUUCUGGACGACUCCAUCUGGCGCGGGCCUCUGCCCAGCAAUGGGGUCAUGCACGUGGAUGACUGUGUUGAGUUUCACAGAUUGUGGAGUGCCAUGCAGUUUGUCUACUGCAUUCCUGUGGGAACACACGAGUUUACAGUCGAGCAGUGCUUCGGCGACGGGCUCCACUGGGCUGGCUGUAUGAUCAUUGUGCUCCUUGGGCAGCAGCGGCGCUUUGCUGUGCUGGAUUUCUGCUACCAUCUGCUCAAAGUCCAGAAACAUGAUGGCAAAGAUGAGAUUAUCAAAAACGUGCCUUUGAAGAAGAUGGUGGAAAGAAUUCGCAAGUUCCAGAUUCUAAAUGAUGAGAUAAUCACUAUCUUGGACAAGUACUUGAAGUCAGGCGAUGGAGAGAGCACUCCUGUGGAACACGUCCGCUGCUUUCAACCACCUAUCCACCAGUCCCUGGCGAGCAGCUGA